Fomitopsis serialis is the source of this 705-nucleotide messenger RNA. RefSeq lists its product as uncharacterized. NCBI's taxonomy places the organism in Eukaryota, Fungi, Basidiomycota, Agaricomycetes, Polyporales, Fomitopsidaceae. The coding region runs from base 1 to 705 and encodes 234 amino acids. The record is from RefSeq and is a predicted model, not a curated record. The transcript has 2 exons.
AUGCCUUGGGUAUUUGGCUUCCCUCUCGACGCAGGAUACGCCAUUCGGAUUGGAAAGGAAUGCAAUCUCGUCAAGUACCCGAACCCGCGUGACUUCGACUACUUCGUCGCCGCAACCAGACAUAUCGCUUCCGCAGCACGAUGGGAGCAUGUACGAAGCUGCUGGGUGAAAGGAGAGAGCCAACUCGUGUACGGCGUGUACGUCGACGAGAGGUUUAGGAAGCAUCCCCCGAAACGCCUCGCAGAAUACAUGCCGAUUGAGGCCAAACCCGAGUGGUACCGCGCCGAGGAUUGCACUUACACCCCGUGGGAAGGAGAGCGGUGGUCUGGUACGUACGAGGGCGAAGAUGAUGACCUCGUUGACGACGUCCCUACGGACGAAGACGAAUACGUAGACGAGGACGAAGACGGAUACGGAGACGAAAACGAGUGGGACUACGAAGCCGAAGAACAUGGCAAGGGCGAGGACGAGCAGGAUGACCCUCGCGCCGGCGAAAGGGUCGUGCUGCCGAAGAGACAGCAUGGUGUCGACGAAUACGUCUCGCCCGGCCACUCCGAGAGAUAUGACGAGGCUGAAGGUGGCCGCGACGCCAAUAUUGCGUCUAUCCCCGUCCGCCCUGUCUCCGAACAAGGCGGCGUCGCCGCCAAUACGCUGGCACCUCAGUUUGGUGUGUUCACUCUGCUUCCAAUUGACUACCGGAACUGA